UCUUUUUAUUUAUUGCUUUUUUAGCUUUUCCAAAAAAAGCCUUUCUCGCUCCAUGCAACCAACUCGUUCUUUCUUUCUUUCAUUCCCAAUUUUCCCUCAAAAACUUCAGUGAGACAUUAACACAAACACCAAUGGCGCAACCAUCAUCAUCCUCACCCCCACUCCUUAGUCUCGACGCCGUAGAUGAUGUUUACUUCUCCGUCGUCUCCGAUGAUGAAACCGACCCUACCCCUGUCUCCGAUCAAAAGUACGCUGAAGCGUUACAGUUCCAAGAAGCGUUAAUGUCCUCUGUCAUCACUUCGUCCCAACCACAACCACCACCGUGCGUAGCAUCUUCGUCAGAAACCGUCGAUGAAGAGUUACUGUUCAAUGAAACCCUUAAGGACUCACUCAUCACUUCCCAAUAUGUUUCCUCAUCAACUUCCCCGCCAUUACGCUACGUAGCAUCUUCAUCAAAGGCCGUUGAAGUUGAUCCUCUCGUGACCAAAGAACAAGAACAAGAACCGAUCAUCAUUUGCGAGAUUUGCGCUGAAGCAAAAACGGACGAGGAAAUGUUCAGGAAUCAAGGAUGUUACCAUUCCUUUUGUUCCGAAUGUGUUGUUAAACAAGUGGCAACGAAAAUCCAAGAGAACAUAACGGUUGUUUCUUGCCCUGGUUUGAACUGCGAGGGUGUGUUGGAGCUUGAAACCCUAAGGCCAUUGCUUCCCAAAGAACUGAUUGAUAGGUGGGAUGAUGCAAUGUGUGAGGCUCUUUUGCUUACUGUUCCUAAAUUCUACUGCCCUUUUAAGGAUUGUUCUGCCAUGUUGCUUGAUGAGGAUGAAGAGGGAGGGGAAGGUAUUAGGGAAUCUGAAUGUCCUUUUUGUCAUAGAUUGUUUUGUGCUAGGUGUCAUGUUUCUUGGCAUCCUGGGGUUAGUUGUGAGGAGUUUCAGACACUGAAUGUGGAUGAAAGAGGAAGCCAAGAUCUUCUUGUUAGAGAGCUUGCUAAUCAGAAGAAAUGGAAAAGGUGUUCUAGAUGCAGGUUCUAUGUUGAGAAAAAGGAGGGGUGUUUGCAUAUUACAUGCAGGUGCAAACAUGAGUUUUGCUAUGCUUGCGGAGAACCAUGGACAAAUACUCAUGGUGGGUGCCAAAGAAAUUAGAUAGAUCUUGGAAAGCAUGAUAACUUAUAUGGAUAUCUCUAUUGUUGAUUAUUUUCAUGAAAUAGAUUUUGUUUGUGGUUGUUUUGAUAUGGAUAGAGGAAGUUUGCUACAGUUUAGAAGACAUAAUUUGAGGAAGUCUGGGGUGUUCUAUGUUUAGUAAAAUGUGAAUGGUUGUAAGAAAAAUAUGUUGCAUGGUUUUAAUA
Molecule: messenger RNA, 1339 nt
Organism: Lathyrus oleraceus (garden pea)
Lineage: Eukaryota; Viridiplantae; Streptophyta; Magnoliopsida; Fabales; Fabaceae
Product: E3 ubiquitin-protein ligase RSL1
Exons: 2
Coding region: 132-1136 (334 amino acids)
Biological process (GO): protein ubiquitination
Molecular function (GO): ubiquitin-protein transferase activity; zinc ion binding
Source: RefSeq, a predicted model, not a curated record